GUGUCCUUGGCUGGCAGGAUAUAAAAAUCAGACGGCCGGUCAAAGCGACAGAAGAGGAGAGAGCAACGGCUAAAAACCUCCAUCCAGCGGCCGAGUGACGAGAAAACACCAGCAAUAAGAGGACGAAGAGGUGCAGAAAAGUGGAGGAUGUGUCCUGUGUGGCUUUUGGUGGCAUUAGUGGUAGUGGGCGGGGCCAGAGAAGCAGUCAGCCAGUGCUGGGAGCAUCCGAGCUGCCAGGAGCUCAGCUCUGAGAGCAACAUGAUGGAGUGCAUCCAGCUCUGUCACUCUGACCUCACCGCCGAGACCCCCAUCAUCCCCGGCAACGCCCACCUCCAGCCCGCUGUCCCAUCAGACGCCUCCUCACCUUCUUCUCAGGCCAAGCGCUCCUACUCAAUGGAGCACUUCCGCUGGGGGAAGCCCGUUGGCCGAAAACGCCGCCCUGUCAAAGUGUACACCUCCAACGGCGUGGCGGAGGAGUCUGCUGAAGUUUUCCCCGAAGAGAUGAGGAGACGAGAGCUUACCAAUGAGCUGCUGGCAGAGGAAGGAGAGAAGGCUCAGGAGAUGGUCGAGGGGGCGGAGGAGGAGCAGCAGCUCCUGAACGGGGUGCAGGAGAAGAAAGACGGCUCGUAUAAGAUGAAGCACUUCCGCUGGAGCGGCCCGCCAGCCAGCAAACGCUACGGCGGCUUCAUGAAGAGCUGGGACGAGCGCAGCCAGAGGCCUCUGCUGACGCUCUUCAAGAACGUCAUCAACAAAGAAGGACAGCAGCAAAAGUGAGGCCAGAUGAGAAGAGGAUGAGGAAGCGGAGAGAGGAGUGACAGGAGGAGGAAACGUUUUCCAAGGCAAUCAGGCACCAAAGAGUUCCCAUUAACAGAGUGACCAAUAAAAAAGCUCUGAAACUGCCA
Messenger RNA from Oreochromis aureus, 902 nucleotides. RefSeq names its product proopiomelanocortin a (gene pomca). The coding region runs from base 148 to 774 and encodes 208 amino acids. The record is from RefSeq and is a predicted model, not a curated record. NCBI's taxonomy places the organism in Eukaryota, Metazoa, Chordata, Actinopteri, Cichliformes, Cichlidae. Gene Ontology annotation, biological process: neuropeptide signaling pathway. Gene Ontology annotation, cellular component: extracellular region. Gene Ontology annotation, molecular function: neuropeptide hormone activity. The transcript is spliced from 3 exons.